Molecule: messenger RNA, 1644 nt
Organism: Aspergillus chevalieri
Lineage: Eukaryota; Fungi; Ascomycota; Eurotiomycetes; Eurotiales; Aspergillaceae
Exons: 4
Coding region: 1-1644 (547 amino acids)
Cellular component (GO): membrane
Molecular function (GO): sucrose:proton symporter activity
Source: RefSeq, a predicted model, not a curated record
AUGGCAGUCGAUGAGACAUCGAGUUUCGUACCGGAAAUCGAACCAAACGACGAGGCAUCGCCCCUGAUCGAUGAUGGGUCGGAGACCGCCGACCGACAUGUGCCUGAUCAGGCACCGAAAAGCAGUUGGGAGCUGUUUAUAUUGACUCUCACUAUGGGAGGACUUCAAGUAGUCUGGUCCAUCCAGCAUUCCAGUGGAUCUCCUUAUCUUUUAUCUCUAGGAAUGAGCAAGGCAUUGCUUGCGUUUGUCUGGGUUGCUGGACCUCUUACCGGGACCCUUGUACAGCCCUACAUUGGUAUCCGCAGUGAUAACUGCCGCAGCCGCUGGGGUAAACGAAGACCUUUUAUGGUCCUAGGCGGGACGGUAACUGUGAUAUGCCUCUUAGCGCUGGCGUGGAUACGAGAGAUAGUCGGGACUUUGCUCGGAAUAUUUGGCGUCGACGCUCAGUCUGACAAGGUGCAAUCAGCUGCGAUUGUCGCUGCGAUGAUCUUGAUGUAUUGUCUUGACUUUGCUAUUAACACGAUCCAAGCGGCAACCCGUGCUUUAAUCGUCGACAAUGCCCCUUGGUACCAGCAAAAGACGGCAAACGCCUGGGCAAGUCGCGUUAGUGGAGCCGGAAAUAUCUUGGGUUGUAUCUUUGGUUUCAUGGACUUGCCAAAGAUACUCCCCAUUUUGGGGAACACACAGUUUCAAGUGCUCUGCGUACUUACGAGUCUAUCACUAUCAGUUACACUCCUGAUAACUUGCAUCUACACCCAGGAGCAAGUCUACCAUGAGGAACUACAAGCAGGAAAUGCUCUAACCCCCAUGUCGCUCGUCCGGCUAAUCCACAAGUCUGUCAAUCGGCUUUCAUCGCAAACACGGAGAGUUUUUGCAAUCCAGUUUGCGUCCUGGUUCGGGUGGUUCUUGUUCCUAUUUUACGCGACGACUUAUAUAGGCCAGUUGUACGUUAAUCCGAUCUUCGAUGAGCAUCACGAUCUGCCUGAUGAUGAGAUUGACAAAAAGUGGGUGGAUGCCACACGGAUUGGUACUUUUGCCCUCUUUAUAAAUGCGACUGUGUCGUUUGCAGCGAGUAUCAUCCUACCACUUCUGAUUCCUUCUGGCAAAGAGGAUGAGGCAAAUGAUCCCGGGCCCUCAUGGCGGAUACAUUUUUUUAAAGUACGUGUUGGGACAGGUCUAACUCUCCGACGCCUCUGGCUGCUAUCACAAAUCCUCUUCGCGGCCUGCAUGCUCAGCACAUUCUUCAUAUCCACCACCGGGGCGGCAUCAGUAAUGACAGGAGUCAUCGGCAUCCCAUGGGCUAUCACCUCAUGGGCACCGUGGGCAUUCAUAGCAGAAGAAAUUGGGCAAGAAGACACCGAACAAAGCCCCCAAUCGUCCAGCCACGACGAAGAGUCAACUGAAGGUGGCGAUACCGGGAUUGCAGGACAAGCUGGUAUUGUCCUCGGUCUACAUAACGUUUUUAUUUCGCUUCCGCAGAUUGUGUCUAGUCUUUUUAGCAGUGCUGUGUUCAAAUUGUUGCAAAAACCGAGGGGAGAACCUUGGGAUGAGAGCGUGGCGUGGGUUAUGAGGUUUGGGGGUUGCGUGGCGCUGGUAGCGGGGUAUUUGACCAUCGCGUUGAGGGAGCAGCAGGCGAAGGUGUAG